AUGAGGGUCAUUGGCUAUGUCCUUCAUGCGAUCUUUAGGGAAAUAACUACAGUAAGAAUUUCGAAAAAUCGUAAUUCUAUUCGGAACGCUUCCGAUUCAUCGAUCGCUGAUACUGGGAGCGGUACUAGCAAUCGCUAUGAGCUGCUUAAUGGUUACAAUCGAAAUUCGGAGCUACAAACUGUAUCAAUUGGACGAAGUAUU
Messenger RNA from Loa loa (African eye worm), 201 nucleotides. RefSeq lists its product as hypothetical. The transcript has a single exon. The annotation marks the transcript as partial. The record is from RefSeq and is a predicted model, not a curated record. NCBI's taxonomy places the organism in Eukaryota, Metazoa, Nematoda, Chromadorea, Rhabditida, Onchocercidae.